UCAGUCCAGAAUCCUCGGGUGAAAUCAGUAGAAGCCAUGGAAGUCGGUAAACUUAUCGCAGUCAUCGGUGAUGAAGACACCGUCACAGGCUUCUUGUUAGCUGGUGUAGGUCACCGCACGGCAGAUGGGUCCAACUUUUUGAUCGUCAAGCAGGACACGAAGUUGCAACAAGUAGAAGAAGCUUUCCAGAACUUUUCUGUACGUGACGAUGUCGGUAUCAUUCUCAUCAAUCAACACGUGGCCAACGAUAUUAGACACAUUUUAAAGGAUUACCACGAAACUAUCCCGACUGUAUUGGAAAUUCCUUCAAAGGAGCACCCGUACGACCCCGAACAAGACUAUAUCAUGCAACGGGUCAACAUGUUCCUUGGAGGUGGUAUGUAGACAAGACUACAGACAACACUGGGAUAUCCCAUAAUCGUAAACCCUCAUUGCUUGUU
This is a messenger RNA of Phaeodactylum tricornutum CCAP 1055/1, 440 nucleotides long. RefSeq lists its product with no specific name. Gene Ontology annotation, molecular function: proton-transporting ATPase activity, rotational mechanism. The record is from RefSeq and is a predicted model, not a curated record. Gene Ontology annotation, cellular component: membrane; proton-transporting V-type ATPase, V1 domain. The coding region runs from base 37 to 384 and encodes 115 amino acids. Lineage: Eukaryota; Bacillariophyta; Bacillariophyceae; Surirellales; Neidiaceae. The transcript is spliced from 3 exons. Gene Ontology annotation, biological process: proton transmembrane transport.